Molecule: messenger RNA, 657 nt
Organism: Aegilops tauschii subsp. strangulata
Lineage: Eukaryota; Viridiplantae; Streptophyta; Magnoliopsida; Poales; Poaceae
Source: RefSeq, a predicted model, not a curated record
AUGCAACUGGUUCAAAACCGCGGCCGCCCGCCAAACGCCCAACCGCCAGUUCAUUCCCAUUCCGCCUCGCGACCGCCCGCCCGCUCCCCGCCCGCCGCCGCCCCGCCGUGGAUCCAGACCCCCGCCGCCGAUUCCACCCCGCCCGGGCCGCCGCCUGCCGUCGUGCUGCCCCGCCCGCUCCCUUCCCGCAGCCGCCCCGCCCCGACCCCGUCCGCCUCCUCUCCGGUCGCCUCCGCACCCCGUCCACCUCCUCUCCGACCGCCUCUCCGGCUGCCUCCGCCCCGCCCGGACCGCGUCUGCCUCCUCUCCGGCCGCCUCGGCACCCCGUCCGCCUCCUCUCCGACCGCCUCUCCGGCUGCCUCCCCCCGCCCCGACCCCGUCCGCCUCCUCUCCGGCCGCCUCCGCACCCCGUCCGCCUCCUCUCCGACCGCCUCUGCCUCCGGUCCGUCCUCCGCCCGGCCCCGCUCCGUCCGCCUCCUCUCCGGCCGCCUCCGCCUCCGGUCCGUCCGCCGCCUGCUCCCCGAUUGCGCCGAAGAAGACGCCGAAGGGCAAGUCCGGUUUCUUCGGCGCGAGGGCGAAGCCCUUCGGGAAGUUCUUAGUGGAGUUCUCCGAUGCCGGGCGGCGUUGGUGGCUCGGCAUGUAUCCCAUCGCCGAUGA